AUGGUGGUGCCCAGGCUGGGCCGCAGCGUCGGGCAUCUCUUGGACAGACUGUGCAGACAUUCAGGGCUACUGGCCCAGCCACUCAGCGGAGCCACUGCACGUAGGGGGCAGGCCUCGGGGCGCCCCGGCAGCAACCCCGGGGCUCCGCCUGGAUCGUACUCGGCGCUGAGAGCACAAGCAGCCCGGGAGCCAGCCGCCUUUUGGGGGCCACUAGCCCGAGACACGCUAGUGUGGGACACCCCUUUCCAUACUGUCUGGGACUGUGACUUCAGCAGUGGCAAAAUUGGCUGGUUCCUGGGAGGCCAGUUAAACGUGUCUGUCAACUGCUUGGACCAGCAUGUUCAGAAGUCUCCAGAGAGUGUUGCUUUGAUCUGGGAGCAAGAUGAACCUGGUACUGAAGUAAGGAUUACAUACAGGGAGCUUCUGGAGACCACAUGCCGCCUGGCCAACACACUGAAGAGACAUGAAGUUCAUCGAGGGGACCGUGUGGCCAUAUACAUGCCUGUGUCUCCACUGGCUGUGGCAGCAAUGCUGGCUUGUGCCAGGAUUGGUGCCAUCCACACGGUUGUCUUUGCUGGCUUCAGUGCAGAGUCCUUAGCUGGGAGGAUCAAUGAUGCCAAGUGCAAGGUUGUUAUCACUGUGAACCAGGGGCUCCGGGGUGGCCGUGUACUAGAGCUGAAGAAAAUUGUGGAUGAAGCUGUGAAGCUCUGUCCCACUGUGAGAUGUGUUCUUGUGGCCCACAGGACAGACAAGAAAGUCAGCAUGGGGAAGCUGGAUGUUGUCCUGGAGCAGGAAAUGGCCAAGGAGAAUCCUGAGUGUGCCCCAGAAAGCAUGAACAGCGAAGAUAUGCUUUUCCUGCUGUAUACUUCAGGGAGCACAGGAACACCCAAGGGGCUUGUCCACACCCAGGCAGGCUACCUGCUCUACGCAGCACUGACUCAUAAGCUUGUGUUUGACUACAAGCCAGGGGACGUCUUUGGAUGUGUGGCUGACAUUGGCUGGAUCACAGGACAUAGCUAUGUGGUAUAUGGACCACUUUGCAAUGGAGCCACCAGCGUCCUUUUUGAGAGCACCCCAGUUUACCCUGAUGCCGGUCGGUACUGGGAGACAGUGCAGAGACUGCAGAUCAGCCAGUUCUACUGUGCCCCAACAGCUGUGCGGCUGUUGCUAAAGUAUGGUGAUGCCUGGGUCAAGAAGUAUGAUCUCUCUUCCCUACGGACCCUGGGCUCAGUGGGAGAACCAAUCAACCACGAGGCCUGGGAGUGGCUGCACAAGGUGGUGGGGGACAGUAGAUGCACAUUGGUCGACACCUGGUGGCAGACAGAGACAGGCGGCAUCUGCAUUGCGCCACGGCCCUCGGAGGAGGGUGCAGAGAUUGUCCCCUGUAUGGCCAUGAGACCUUUCUAUGGCAUUGUACCAGUAAUUAUGGAUGACAAGGGGAGCGUUAUGGAGGGCAAUGGCAUCUCUGGUGCACUGUGCUUCUCGCAGGCAUGGCCAGGCAUGGCCAGGACCAUCUACGGGAACCACGCUAGAUUCUUGGAUGCCUACUUCACAGCAUACCCUGGCUACUACUUCUCUGGAGAUGGUGUGUACCGUACCCAGAGUGGUUACUACCAGAUUACAGGAAGGGUGGAUGAUGUCAUCAACAUCAGCGGGCACCGUGUGGGAACAGCAGAAAUCGAGGAUGCGAUGGCUACCCACCCAUCAGUUCCAGAAGCCGCUGUCAUUGGCAUCCCUCAUGACAUCAAGGGUGAAGCUGCUUUUGCCUUCAUUGUGUUGAAAGAUGAUGUGGCUAACUCAGACGUGGUGGAGAAAGAGCUCAAGUCAACAGUGGCCACCAAGAUUGCCAAGUACGCUGUGCCUGAUCAGAUUCUGGUUGUGAAACGUCUCCCCAAAACACGGUCUGGAAAAGUCAUGAGGCGGCUUCUGCGGAAGAUAGUCACCAGCAGCUCUCAGGACCUGGGCGAUACCACCACACUGGAGGACCCCAGUGUCAUCACGGAGAUACUGAAUGCCUACGAGAAGUAUAAACAACCAAAAUGUUAG
This is a messenger RNA of Elephantulus edwardii (Cape elephant shrew), 2046 nucleotides long. It is a transcript of the gene ACSS1, whose product is annotated as acyl-CoA synthetase short-chain family member 1. Gene Ontology annotation, molecular function: AMP binding; acetyl-CoA synthetase activity. Lineage: Eukaryota; Metazoa; Chordata; Mammalia; Macroscelidea; Macroscelididae. The transcript is spliced from 14 exons. Gene Ontology annotation, cellular component: mitochondrion. The coding region runs from base 1 to 2046 and encodes 681 amino acids. The record is from RefSeq and is a predicted model, not a curated record.